CCUCUGCUCUUUAGUACAAAUGAAUGGUUUAUUAAUAUGGACCGUGGUUUGUUUAAUAUAGCUGUUUUUCUGGACUUACAAAAGGCGUUCGACACCAUAAAUCAUGACAUCCUCUUAACGAAACUUGAUCUUUAUGGCCUACAGAAGCCAUCAUUAAACCUUUUAGGAUCCUAUUUAGCGAAUAGAACCCAAAUGUGCUCCGUUAAUGGCGCUCUGUCGGGCACGAAGUUGGUUACAUGUGGAAUCCCUCAAGGUUCAAUUCUUGGCCCACUCUUAUUCUUGAUCUACAUUAAUGAUCUGCCUAACAGUUUGGAGUACUCGUCGACAAGAAUGUUUGCCGACGAUACGACUCUAACUGUAUCUGGCAAGUCAAUCCAAGAUGUAGAGGUGGCCAUAAAUCAUGACCUUACCAACGUUAAACAAUGGCUUUCUGUAAAUAGAUUAUCUCUUAAUCUAGUCAAAACUGAGUAUCUACUAAUAGGAUCUCGGUACAACAUAAAUAAUUUACUUGCUGCUCCAAAUGUAUUUGUUGGUGAUACACCAAUUAAAAAG
Molecule: messenger RNA, 552 nt
Organism: Paramuricea clavata
Lineage: Eukaryota; Metazoa; Cnidaria; Anthozoa; Malacalcyonacea; Plexauridae
Source: the annotation of a GenBank genome assembly